UGUUAUCAUAUCUAGCAGGAGACAAGGAAAGGAGACAGAAGGGGAGACAGUCUGCAUGUGUGGCGACGGCAGUGACGGCUGUCAAGCGCUUCUGAUAAGAAACGCUAGGCUCUUAUAAGUUAACUAAUAAAGUGAAUGGAAAAAUAAGAAAAGGAAAAAAAAAAAAAGAAAGAAAAAAUGAACGUAUAAAGCACCUUAUUAUUACGUCCACUGUUGAAAAAUAAAUAGAUAGAUAGAUAAAGAUAAAAUAGACAAAAUAAAUGCAAACAUACAGAUUCUGGAAGGAGGAAAGUGAACGCAAAGAAAAGACCGAAAGAUAGAGAAAAUUAAUUAAUAAAAAAAAGAGAGAGAGACAGGGAAGUGUGAUAAAACGGAGAUAAGCAACGGAACAACAGCACUAGUGACAACGUGAGAAAAAAAGGAGACAAAAAAACGGAAAACAAGAAAGAAAGAAAAAGUGAGAAGGAAGAAGAAACAGUUGUGAGGGAAGGUGAGAGGAGAAAGGUGCGCAUUUCCCCCUCUCUCUCUCCCUCUCUCUCUCUCUCUCUACCACUCACUCCCUCAGCGUCACAGCAUCACAGCCAAAAUGCCGUUACGUGACCACGACAGCUACGUCACACACCACCCCAAGUCAAGCAGGUCCUCGUCGUCGUCGGGCAGGAUGGCGCCGCAGUUCACGUGGUUGGAGGUGCUGUGGCUGGGCGUGGUGAUGGUGUCCUACUUGAUGGGAUACGCCGUGCAGAUCAGCAUCAUAGCCGAGCGGUACAGCCUGGAGGAGCCGCCCACCAACCGAGGCCUCUACAUCGUCUUCUUCCUCCUGCCGCACCUCCUCGCCGGACUCAAGAACCUGCAGUACCACCACCGAGAGUCCAUGGAGGAGGAGGGCGAGGACGGCGCAAUAGGCUGGCUGAUUCACGUGUUCUUCCUGCCCUUCAGUCCCCUCAUCAGAUUGGUCCGGGGUGUGCGGUUUGGGAUGCGGGAGAAGGAGAACUGGGAGGAUGGCAUCAGGUUCUUGGACGAGAUGGUGACCCUGGGCGUGCUGCGGCUUUUCGAGGUGUUUUUGGGAGACGGGCCCACGCUGUGUCUGCUGGCGCGCGAUGACGUGUGGGGCAGAUCCGGCGACUGGCAGGUGCAAAUCAACGGUCCUCAGCUGGGGCCUGGAUGCGGACCUAUGUGUCAGGUGGACGAGACUGGCCCUAUAGACUUCUGGACCGUGUUUCGCAUGCUGUUCCUCCUCUCUAAGAUGGCCCAGUGCAUUACCUUCUACCUGAUAAUGGUGAAACGUCUGCAGCGCCUCCAGCACCCACACCAGUACACCCACCUACGGGAAGGCAACGCGAAGCAAGGGCGUACCAACAUCUUCGCUACACUGAUUCUCUACGCGGCCCAUUUCUUCUUCAUAGGGUCGCGCAUCAUGGGGUACAGCAUGGUGAGUGCCACGUGGGGUCCUUGGGUGUACCUCAUCAUCGGGGGGCACUGGCUGCUCAACACUGGCUGGCACCUCAUCACCGUGGUCAACUCCAAGGGGCUCACGGCGGCAAGGUCCAUGUCAUCGCUGGUAAUGGGCGGCGUGUGGCUGAUCGCCCUCACCAACGAGCAAGGGGGUCGUCAGCUGGGCCGCUUCAUCCUCUACUACUCUCUGGCCUUCGCGGAGAGCGCCAUUUGUGGCUUCAUGUGGAACGCGGCCAUGUCGGGCAGCGGGGACUUCUUCGCGGUCAAGGCGCCGUGGGCACUCCUGACAGUCUUCAUGAUCGGAAUCCUCGCGCACAUGAUCUACUACGCCAUCUGUCACCCCGGCUCCCCUUCCAUCUCCUCCCGCGGCUUCCUCUGCUGCUCUGGUAACCGCUGGGACCCUAUAGACGAGGAAGACGGCAUGUAGGACCACGCCGGCGCCUCGCGAGGUCGGCGGUGUGGAACAGGACCGGUGAUGUGUAGUGACGGAGAGACAGUCCCGCUAGCGAGCACUGAUGCGAGCAGUAGAACGCGGUUCCUUCCAGCACAAGUCCACGCCAUCUCCAAGAACCAAGGGGCUUAUGGGAGAUGCUUGGGUGUCGAGGACUGACGGUGGUGGUACUGAAGGCUGAAGGCGAAGGGGAAGCCUGAAGGGAGGUGUCACUAAAUGAUACGUGCCGAAUCUUCAGGGAGCUUUCAAAUUUUAGACGAGUUUACGGAUGGGGAUGAUAGGUGGAAAUAUGUAUGGUAAGCAUGUUUUAUACACGGACUAUUACGUGUAGGCCUGAUGGCUUCUUGCAGCCUCCCUUGUUUUCUUACGCUUUUAUGUAAGAUUAUGAUGUUUAUACUAGGUCGCAGAGACAAGGCAUCUAUAUUAAGGUUUGUGGACUGGAGAGAACCGACUCGUUCCUCCUCUCCUGUGCCUUGUCUCGCGGCAAGAACAAGUAUACUGAGAGACUCUCCAUUUCCUUCGCUCCAUUCUGUCGCUCAAGUCAACUCUCACGCCACGCAGGGGACACGGAAACACGAACUCCGCUCCAUGAAAAGUGUGGUUAAUGGUAUAUUCUUGUUGCAUUUCCGGUUACACUUUAGCGACACAAUUUCUCUCUCUCUCUCUCUCUCUCUCUCUCUCUCUCUCUCGCUUUUUACAUCAACUGCACUUCAUUCUUUUACACUCCCUUGUCUAUUCCCCUUCAUUCUAUUCUGUUCUUCACUUUCUUUCUAUCUCCUAUCUCAUCCCUUCUGUCUAUCCCCCUUAUUUUAGACCAUAUUCUGAGAAACACUGUGUCUCAUCUCCUUCGACAUUCGAAAGACUAGCUGAAAUUAAAUGGGUUUUUCAAGGAUUUUUUUUUUUUUUUUUACGGUUUUAGUGACAAUUAACAUUCUACAUCAUUAACACAAGCAACACUCUUGAGCACCUGGCUAAUAAUCUCUGUGGCCUUUGUCGUGGUGAGAGUAAAGCGUUUACGGCCGUCUGCAGUAUUCAUCCGUUGCAAGAGGCUUAAUUCUGCCCCCGAAUCUUUGCUGCCCCCUGCUGGUUCUCGACACCCUAGCUGGUACCGCCACGUGUGUACAGAAGAGUGGAACACAGGAAGAUUUAAGUUUCGCAUCCAUAUCAUAAACAGUACUGCGUGUGUGUGUGUGUGUGUGUGUGUAUGUGUCAGCAAUAAAUGUUACAAAAUGCAUUCUUGAUAGAUUACAAUGUAGGAAAUAUGACAAGAAAAAAAAGUGAAAAAAAAUACUUGGAAAAAUGAUACAGGAAAAAAAUAUAUUCAGCGAGGUUAAGAAAAUGCCUGAUCACAAAGCUAAGAAGAAAUAAUCGAGUAUAAACAAUCACAAUAUUUUCUAGUAUAUUUUUGUAGCAUUAGUGUUCUUGUAGUGAAUAUGCCUGACUUGUACGUACCAUAGGAGUAACUCAAUUGUAGUGUUGAUAAUUGUUUUCAUUAGUAGGAAGACAGAUAUCAUUUUAAUUUUUUUUUUCUGUAGAUGUUAUUAUUGUUGAUAUGCUUGUGGUUUGAAAAUAUUUAAAACUUUUUUUUUCCGGAAA
Messenger RNA from Scylla paramamosain (green mud crab), 3499 nucleotides. Its product is annotated as XK-related protein 4-like. The record is from RefSeq and is a predicted model, not a curated record. Lineage: Eukaryota; Metazoa; Arthropoda; Malacostraca; Decapoda; Portunidae. The coding region runs from base 587 to 1879 and encodes 430 amino acids. Gene Ontology annotation, biological process: apoptotic process involved in development; engulfment of apoptotic cell; phosphatidylserine exposure on apoptotic cell surface. The transcript has 11 exons. Gene Ontology annotation, cellular component: plasma membrane.